CGACGGUUUCUCGAAACUAUUAAAUACCGAUACUUUCAUGUCAUUGCCGCAAGACACCUCGUAGCUAUUCUGCAUAAUUCCUGCCAAAAGUCGUCCUCGCCUUCAGCAGCCAGUCACGGGGCAGGGAAUUUGGAUGAGCCUCGGGCAUAAUCGCCGGCAAUAGCAGAGCGCAUCCUUGACGACAUUCCACCUGCACACCACGAACGUCCGUCUGCUCUUCCACCAGCUCCACCACCGCAGCCAUGGCCUCCGCACUGCGACCCGCGCUCCUUCGCCAGGCCCAGGCCGCCUCCAUGCAGCGCGCAUCCUCGUCCAUCAUCGCCAGCCUGCGGGCGAGCCAGCAAACACCAUUGACUACGCGGGUCGCGCGAUCUGCUUUCCAGACCUCUGCCGCACGAAAGAUCCUCCCUCCUCUUCCACAAGUCGUCCGAGGAGGUGUGAACGACCCUGCGCCUGUUCCAGAUCCACAUCCGACCCAUGGAAGCUAUCACUGGACAAUGGAGAGAGCCAUCUCGAUCGGCCUCGUUCCAUUGACAGUCAUGCCAUUCGCAGUCGGCUCGCUAAACCCAAUCUUGGACGGUACUUUGAUCGGUCUGACCAUUUUGCACACAUAUAUUGGAUUCGGCGCUGCGAUAACAGAUUACUUCCCAACAUGGCGUGUACCAAAGACCCGCAAGAUCUUCGACUGGCUUAACGUUCUGAUGGUCUUCGUUGUUGGCUGGGGAUACUACGAAUUCGAGACGAACGAUGUUGGUCUCACUGAGGGCAUCAAGAGGAUCUGGAAGGCGGGUGCAAACGCCAGGGAUGCGGAAGCUCAGCUCGAGAAGAAGGCUGGCGGCCCUCUUGACCGACUUUAAAUGGAUGCUGAGGGUGUCAAGCGUGGUGUGAGCAUAGAGUUGAUGUGAAAUCUGCGGAAAUGCAGAAAGCUGUGAGGGAAGCGAAUUUUACGAAGCUUCAUGUGUAUACAAUACUCGGAACAAGCAGAUACAUGGCAAAUGCGGAACUGUGAACUACAGGCCUUUUCUUUGUUGGAUCCCGGA
Molecule: messenger RNA, 1040 nt
Organism: Cercospora beticola
Lineage: Eukaryota; Fungi; Ascomycota; Dothideomycetes; Mycosphaerellales; Mycosphaerellaceae
Product: CybS family protein
Biological process (GO): tricarboxylic acid cycle; mitochondrial electron transport, succinate to ubiquinone
Cellular component (GO): mitochondrial envelope; membrane
Molecular function (GO): ubiquinone binding; succinate dehydrogenase (quinone) activity; heme binding
Source: RefSeq, a predicted model, not a curated record